Aedes aegypti (yellow fever mosquito) is the source of this 1834-nucleotide messenger RNA. Its product is annotated as zinc finger protein 777-like. The coding region runs from base 129 to 1508 and encodes 459 amino acids. The record is from RefSeq and is a predicted model, not a curated record. Gene Ontology annotation, cellular component: nucleus. The transcript has 3 exons. Gene Ontology annotation, molecular function: DNA-binding transcription factor activity, RNA polymerase II-specific; sequence-specific DNA binding; zinc ion binding. Lineage: Eukaryota; Metazoa; Arthropoda; Insecta; Diptera; Culicidae. Gene Ontology annotation, biological process: regulation of transcription by RNA polymerase II.
AAGCAACAUUUCAAUCUGUGCGGAGCAAAAAUCUAAACAGACGCCACGGAGCGCAGUGAAGUUUUACCUAAAAUUAUUUAUGUUUUUUAAAGUGUUUGUCCAAAACGUUGCAAAAUUAUUCGACUGCGAUGGCUAAUGUCCCGUGUAAAAACCCACUGAAGUAUUGUCGUCUGUGUCUGUCCGAGGAUGAGGAACUGAUCUUGAUGGAAUCGGGCGACAAGUUGACCACAUCCAGCAAAUUGCUGCUGCAGAAGCUGUUCCUCUAUAUGAAGAUAACGUUCCACAACGAGCAAGACUACCCGAGUGCGAUUUGCUACAGUUGUUUGGAUCGGUUCGACAACUUUCACGAUUUCCGGCGAAUGGUGGUCCGGAACCACAAUGCGGUGAAGACGUUCCGUCGCCUGUUCGGAGAUCAGUAUGACGAGGAACCCACCACCAUGAUAGAGGUGAUUGAUGAUUCGCAGCAAGAGAUGGAAAUUAAGCAGGAAUUCGAAGCGGAGGAGUCCAAACUUGCUGAACAAAUAGAAAUUGAUUACAAGCCACCGAAGGAAGAAGUCAAAGAGGUGGACGUCUAUCACCUGGAUGGGGAUCUGAAGACCGUGGUGGUCAAAGAGGAAAGACUUUCGCCGGAGAAAUCGCUGCCAGCAACUCCUGAGAAGGAGCAAAGCCAGGAACCAAAGAGAUCUCCCCCCGUUACAAAUCUCAACGCGAAUAUCAGCAGGGUAACUGUCCUGAAACGUCCCCAAGGGAAAGUAUUGAACUUGGAGCAUGCCGAGAAGCGAGCCAAGGCGGCCAUUUUAUCCAGGUUUUCGGUGGUCAAAUGUUCACAUUGUCGCGCUGUCUUCCGAAACCGUGAGAAUUUGCUUAAACACGAGAGGGAUGAUCAUCAAAAUGUUACCGAACAUCUGUUGAACAAAAACGCUCCCUCAAAGUCUCUUCCGGUUAUAAAAACUAGGCAGAUUUCCAAGCCACUGCCACACUCUCCAGUAGCCCAGUUGUUCAAGUGUCCCCAUUGCAGCAGCAGUUUCAUUCAGAAGUCCAACUAUGAGCAGCACAUCAAAACAUGCAAGGCUGCUGCACUAUCGAAACUGAAUCCCCAAAUAGUUGUUAAACGAACCACGCCGGCUGCCAUGAACGAAGUUAUAAAAGCAGCCGUGGCCAAGAUUGGCAGAAACGUACAAGUCAAACCGGUUGAACUCGUCCAGGUGAAACAGGAGGAAACGGAAGACCAGCGCAUCCGGUGCCACUAUUGUCCCCUGACCUACAAGACAAAGUACUUCCUCAAGAAGCACAUGCUGGACGUGCACAAGAUCGACGACUACGAGAACGUGUUCUACUGCCACGUGUGCAAGCUGAACUACUCUUGUGACGAGGAUCUGCAGCUGCACAACCGGGCCAUCCAUCGGUUCCAGUGCAAGCAGUGCCUGGAGGACUUUAGGACUUGCAUGCACGCGCAAACGAACGACACCAGGACGAGCGAGAAUGGGAUCAUCAAUAAAGGUAUUUAAGGUUGAAGAGUAAGAACAGCCCCCAGUGCUAGUCGUAGGAAUGAUAGAGAAAGCCUUGUCUUUAUUGAGCAUGUUUUAGUCGUGUCGAACACCGUUUUAAUAUUUUUUUUUAAUAUUUUAAACAUUGUUCAAAUGUUAACGAAUGAUUUUUAAUUUGAAUAUAACGUACCCUUUAUAUUUAAAUAUACAUAUUCAAAUAUAGAUACUUCAGGUUGCAGUGAAGAUUCAUCAAAAAAGUUAAUGUCCAAAUAUAGGGUUUAAUACAUCAAUGUUAUUACCAUAGCUAAGUGAGCAUUUCAAGAAUACCUACCUGGUCUCUAAUUCAA